Messenger RNA from Pogoniulus pusillus (Red-fronted tinkerbird), 7250 nucleotides. It is a transcript of the gene TLCD4, whose product is annotated as TLC domain containing 4. Gene Ontology annotation, cellular component: membrane; endoplasmic reticulum. Lineage: Eukaryota; Metazoa; Chordata; Aves; Piciformes; Lybiidae. Gene Ontology annotation, biological process: lipid homeostasis. Bases 374 to 1162 code for a protein of 262 amino acids. The transcript has 7 exons. The record is from RefSeq and is a predicted model, not a curated record.
GGGCCCUGUACGAUCGUCCGGGCGCUAACGAACCGGGGCUGUCGGGGUGGGGGCGGUGCCAGCUUUUCCCUCGACCCCGCAGGGCUGCGCUGAGCGGCCCCUCUCCUCCCUCCCUCCGCUGCGGCCGCCCCCUGUGUGGCGCCGCCCCUGAGGGCCGCGGGCCUCAGGCGGUGGCGGUAGCCGCUCGAAUAGCGCCAAGUACAGCGGCUGUCGCUGUGCAGGUGUCCUAGCAGCGGAUAGCCACGGCCAGAGCGAGCGCAGCGGGUGUGCGUGGCGGCUGUCUGCCAGCCUUCCAGCGGGGGCUGCCGCCGUGGGCUGGCACGGCGUGAACGCCGGGCACCUCGGCUGCCGGGGAAAGCUAGGCUGAAGAACAAUGGCUUCCUUCAGCAACCUGACUAUUGGUGUUGCUGUUGCCAGUUUUACUGUGUUUCAGCUCCUGUUCCAUGUUUUAAGCUCUUGGGUGUCAGCACGAAUAACACCUGGUUUUAACAGCCUCAGCCCCAAAAGGAAGAUUGAAUGGAACUCCAGGACAGUGUCCACAUUCCAUGCCUUGGUAGUUGGUGGCUUUUGCCUUUAUAUUUUGUUGUACGAUGAUGCCGUUAAUGCUGAUCGACUCUGGGGGGACCCUUCAACUGUGAAACUGAACAUUGCUAUUACCACAGGAUACCUCAUUUCUGAUUUAUUGCUUAUUAUUUACUACUGGAAGGCAAUUGGUGACAAAUUUUUUGUACUCCAUCACUUGGCAGCUCUGUAUGCUUACUAUUUUGUACUGAGCAGAGGUCUGUUGGCUUACUUUGGGAACUUCCGUCUGCUGGCAGAGUUCUCGACUCCUUUUGUCAAUCAGCGGUGGUUUUUUGAAGUACUGGGAUAUCCUAAAUCUUCAAAGGCCAACAUCAUCAAUGGUGUGCUGAUGACAGUUGUGUUCUUUGUGGUGAGGAUUGCUGUCAUGCCUGUAUAUUACAGCCAUGUCAUUUCUUCAUUUGGAACAGAGGCUUUCCAGAGAUUAGGAUUUGCAGCUCAGAGUGCCUGGAUUAUCUCAAGCGUUUCCUUGGAUGUUAUGAAUGUCAUGUGGAUGGUCAAAAUUGCAAAAGGUUGCCAAAAAGUCAUUUGUCUUAUUGGACAAGAGGAAGCCAAAACUGAUAGAAAUGGCAAAUCCGACUAGAAGCAUGUGCAUCCCCUGGCACUCCUGCCAUGAGCGCCGCCCCAGCUGGGCCAAGCAGUGCACAUGUCUGUCCUGGAAUGCUCCUUUGACAGAAGCAAGCUGUGACUUCUCUGCUGGCCUGUCUCUCUCCCUAGCCACACUGCCUGUACACCCAGGGCCAUGCUCUACAGAUCCUGUCUGCUGAGGAAUGACAGCAAAAGCUCACACCACCCAGUGCCACCUGUCUGCUCGAAGCAGCUGCAAGGUGCUGAAAUGAGAAAUCAGCAGAUUGGUUACUUGCUUCUUGUCCACCAGUGUGUUCCAAGUGUCUCACUCAGGUUUCUCAGAUUCAAGUGUUUUAUAAACCCAGUGAAUACCAACACCACUCUUUUUUUAGAAGACAAAAGUCCUCCUCGGAUUUCUGGUACAGUGCAAUUUUCCUGGCACGUUUCUGUGCUUUCUUCUAGGAGUAAAAAAAAUCAAAGUUUUCAUUCUUGGCAAUUUUUUAAUUUGUAAGAAAACCUAAAAAUUUAGCUUUGAUUCUCUGAAAUCUAACUGCGUUUUUGCUCGACCUUCUAUGAAUGCAAACAACGUUGGGAAACGUAUAAAAUAGUGUUAUCUAAAAUGCUAUAUUAUAACGGUACAGGAUAGCUUAAAAUUGUGAGAAUUCUCUGAUUUUUGAUGAGAAGGAUUAACUUUUGCCAUGUUAGGUUACUUACAAGAGUCCAUCUUCUGAAUUGCCUGUGAAAUUGGUUUCAUGGUAUGGUAAAUGAUGUGUGGAAACAGCAUAAUUCCUACUGGAGUGCUUUUUCCUGCUUUGCUGCUGCUAUCUUUGGGAAGUGCUGCAUCUCUCCUCAGAGUAUUUUUAACCAUUGUGUAUUUGUAGGAGAAGAGAUAAAAGUCUUUAUGGGUGAGGUGUAACUGAGAGUGAUAUUUUUUUUCUCUUUUAUCACAGAAAUGACCCAUUUGGUAGGAAACAUUGAGGCUUUAUGUCACAUUUUUCCUGCUAAUCACAUAACUGUGCCAAGCUGUGGUAAAGCUGCCUGGGAGCUCUGUAGCAUGAUACAUCACUUCUGCAGGCACAGCAUCAUAUCUUUGUUCUUUUAAACCCACAUUUAUGUCCAGAGGUGAAAGGCUUGGAGGGCAUCAGAGGGGAAUCAUACCAUCUGGGAUAGUCUGUGAUUCUACGAUUUUUAACACAACUGGAGGGAAUUCUGGGGUUUAGUUUAUUUAUACAUUAUUUGUGUGUAGCUUGGUUUUGUUUUGCUUACUUUAAAUCAUAGUUUAGUUCUCCGGGUGAAAUGAUUUCAGGCAGUAUUGUUUGGGUGAGUGUCAUAGGCACUUAUGCAAGCGUGGUUCUACCUUUUAUCUGGGCAGGCUUUUUUCCAAAAAGGUUUUCCAAUCCUGCCUUGUUAAGGGAGGUCUAAAGGAUUGUUAAUACCUCCCUUUUUUUUUUUUUCUUAAUUCUGUGCAUAUUAAAACUUUACGAGCCUUCAGACAAAAGAUCUGUUUAUGCCCUAGGAAAGUAAGCAACUAAUCUGUUCAGCUCUUUGCUGUGAGUGAGCUUAGGACAUUAUUUGGGUAAGUUUGUUUUCCAAGAGUUGAUCCUGUGACCUGCUUUGCUGAAGGAAAUGGACUCCCUUUUAUAUCUGCAGAACCUGGCAUCAAAAAUAGGGAUUUCAGUGCAAAAUCUGGGCUACAGACAAAGGCUUCAUGUUUCUAUCACCUUUAUGUUUUAAAGGAAUGCCUUACUUUUAUUUUCUGCUUUUUAAGUCACUACAUCAGGGAAUAAUUCUGUAAUAGUUUGUUGCUUUCUAAAAUACGUUUUAACUCCAGUCAGUUCAAAUAUUUUGGAGAAUAAAUGCAGAAGUCUGGAUUUUUUAUUCAGGAAGUAGAAUUAGUAAGAUGAUUUGGAACAACUCAUAAGGGGAUAACUCAGGAUAAAUUUGAAAUUCACCUCUUCCUGCCUACUCUGAUGUUUCAGUGUGUGAUUUUUUUCCUUGUCAAUGGAGAGCAUUCAUUAAAAUGGUCCAUUUCCAUCACUUCUGCAUAAACUUGUGUCUGAUGAAAGCACCCCACAACAGAAGUAAUUCAAACUAUACUGAAAUCAUGGUAAAAAUAAACAGAAAACCCCUUCACUAGUAUGCUCUGGGCAGCAAUCCAGACUGGAAGUGCAGUGGAAUAAUUAUUUUAAAUAUUUUGGAUUGCUGUACUGAAUUAGUGUAAUUCAUACAAUAUUUUACAAUGUGUUAGGUUUAAAAUCUCUUAUUUAAAAAUGUAUUAUAUUCUGAUGCAUUUACUGUGUGUCAGAAGACAACUUUGUAAUAAAAAAAAAUAUUACCACUUGUGUAUUUGGCAAGGACUACAGAAAAGAGGCUGUUGUGAUGUACCAAAUACAUUAGUACAGGACACUUUUUACCUGCCAUUAAAAGCUUAUAAUACAGCAAAUUAGAUAGCUGCAGCACCUGUUUUUCAAUUGCACUUUGUUGUAUUAAAACUGUGGUGAAAUAUUGAUGAAAUAAAGCCCCCAUGGCUUUACUGUUUUACUUUUUCAUCAAAAGCUGAAGAAAUACCACUUUCAGAACUGCAUCAGGGGAAUGGUAGGUCAAGAUUUGCUUUGGUGAUUGUUUUGUGGAUACAGCACUUGCAGAGAGGAAAUGUGCUUGCAGUUACUCAUAGCCUUCGUUCCAGUGGAUUGCAGUGGAGAGCCUUACACACAGAGAUGCUUUAUGGGUUGUGUGCAUUUGUCAGUAUUAAGAUCUACAUCUCUGAAAAUUACUCUGGCUCUAUAAGUGUUUGUGAUGUUGUGUGAGCUCAAUAAUUUGAUAAUUUAAUUGCUCAAAACCCAGAAUCUGUUGACUAGUGAGGAACAUCCUGUGUGCAGGAAAAGGAGAGCUGAGUUUAUAUAUAAAUGUUAAAUUCCAAAUUGGGUAUUCAGAUAUAUUACAAAUUAAUUACAGCCUGGAAUGUAAUUACUGCCAUCUUUAAUUAAAUGAUAGGAGAAAGAUUACUUGUACUUACAGUAGAACUAAAACCUAAAAGCUUAGACAAAUGGGCAAAGUGAGGAUGAUCAGAGGGCUGGAGCUGCUCUGCUAUGAAGACAGGCUGAGAGAGCUGGGGUUGUUCAGUCUGGAGACAAGAAGGCUCUGAGGAGACUUUUUUGUGGCCUUUCAGUAUCUGAAGGAGGCUACAAGAAAACUGGGGAGGGACUUGUUGGUAAUGAUUGGACUGGGAGGAAUGCAUCCAAGCUAGAGGAGGGUGGAUUUAGCUUGCAUGUUAGGAAGAAGUUCUGCAUGAGAGUGGUGAGACACUGGCAGAGGUUGCUGAGGGAGAUGGUGGAAGCCUCAUCCCUGGAUGUUUUUAAGGCCAGGCUGGAUGUGGCUGUGGGCAGCCUGAUCUAGUGUGAGGUGUCCCUGCCCAUGGCAGGGGGGUUGGAACUGGAUGAUUCUUGGGGUGUAUUCCAGCCCUGACAGUUCUGUAAUUCUGUGAAAUGCCAUCAAGCAGGCUUCGAGAGGAAAGGUGGAGGAGACUUUGAGAACUUAAGUACAGAGAUCCAGAUGUCAGCCUACUGCUGUGACUGGGACAACAUCAGAGCAACACAUAGGAGAAAGGUUUAUAAGUAUUUCUGUAACUCUGUUCCCCGUAGAAAAUGAAGGCUUACUUUCAAAAAAGUCUCCAGUUGUAUAAAAUAGGUUAUUAGAAAUAGGUUGUCAGAUGUUUGCAGCAUGAAGAGGACUUGGGUACAAGUAUCUAUACCUACAAACUUUAUGUAAAAGAUAACUUAAUACAAAGUUUGUAAAAUGACUUUGUGCUGCUUCUGCAGAGCCAUUCAGAGGAAAACAAAGAACAGUUGGACAAUUACUCCACCUUAAGAUGUGCUGACAUAUUGACUGCUGGUGAAAGCCAUCAAUGAAAUUAAUAGAAAGGGAUUAGGAUUUCAGAUUUUAAAAAUACAAAUGUAGAAGACCUUGAAAAGUAUGGGCAAGCCUCUUUAAUAUUUUUAAAACCCUACUGUACAAUGUUGUUUUUUGGCUAUGAGGAACUUCAUGAGGAAGAAUUUGUUCUUAGUGGAGUUUCUCUAUGGAGCGUAUUUGACAGCUGGAAAGAGAAGAGUACCUAAUUGCUGAGAUCUUGACAACAGUCAAAUGGAAAUAGUGAUCAAUAUUUAUGAACUUUAUCAUUCAUCCAAACCCAGAUAAAAUCUCUUUGGUGGACAGGUGAAGGGCUUAAGGUUUUCUGAAAGCAACUCCAAAGUUCUUGUUGUGGCAGAGAAGAUGAAAGAUGUGCUGUUUGGAGUGUUGAGAGGUCUGGGAUUAUACAGCGAAUCAUACUCUUAGGUGGUAAUGCUUGGUAAGAUUUCUUAGCCACUAUGAAUUUCUACCAGCUACCUCCUUUGGUGUUCUUGCUCUAUUUGUAAUAACCAAGCACUUUAUAGCUUGGGACAAAGUGCAAGGUAGCUAUGAAGAAUAAUAGAUUUAUUGUUUGGUAUAAGAAAUAUUUUGUUGAAACUUCUGAGAAUGCCUGAAGGGGCAUUGUAGCCAGGUGGGGGGUGGCCUCUUCUCCCAGGCAACCAGCAAUAGAACAAGGGGACACAGUCUCAAGUUGUGCCAGGGUAGGUAUAGGCUGGAUGUUAGGAAGAAGUUCUUCACAGAGAGAGUGAUUUCCCAUUGGAAUGGGCUGCCCAGGGAGGUGGUGGAGGCACCAUCCCUGGGGGUCUUCAAGAAAAGACUGGAUGAGGCACUUAGUGCCAUGGUCUAGUUGAUUGGAUAGGGCUGGGUGAUAGGUUGGACUGGAUGAUCUUGGAGGUCUCUUCCAACCUGGUUGAUUCUAUGAUUCUAUGAGAUCACUUUCAUCACGUGAUGUCCUGCACUGAAGAGGGCUUCUGAUAAUAACUCUGUAUAUCAACCUUUAAUCUACCUGUAAAAGGAAAUGUCGUUAAGGCAGGAAAUUCUGAAGAGUUCAGCAUGACUUGGUAUCAAGCAUGCAAUGAUUCCAUGUACUAUUUAUAACAUUCUAUUUACUGAAAUUGAAAAUAUGAAAGCAAGUAAAAUGUUCUGCAGUGUAUCUUUAUUUCUCAUCUAUGUGUGGGAUGUCAGCCAUUGUCUUGUUGGCAGGACAUGCUUUUAUGAGCCUGUAAAUGUUUAAUGAUAGAAGAAUCUGCACCCAAGCGGAACAUGUUGCAUGUAAAUUGUCUUCCAAGUUUCUAAAUGUUGGUAUUUUUUCAAAUGUGCUGGGUCUGAAUGCAAAAGUUUCAUACAAAUACAGGCAACACAGGACAGACUGCUGUGAAUGCAGUGCAGAACAGAUUGGGUUUGCUUAUUGUAACUAUCCCACUUUCACAAGAGGAAAGGGCUAAUCAUGAGUUUGACUCUCUAAUUUGCACACUUAAUUAAUAUGCACGCAUCUGAACAGCCUGGGUUUGUUUCUAGCAUGCAUGUACCAAACAGUGACAGGUUCCUAUACAGAGAACAAGUUAACACGUAAGCAGAACUAACAUCACAGAAAACCAAGCUGCAAAAACCUGUUGCGAGCAAAUGAACUAGGCAGAAGGAACAGAGCCUCCAGUUAAAAUCAGUUUAAGAAGAAACUUGAUCUGUAUAUCUAACUUAGGUGUAAAUUUUGCUAGACUAGAAAUUUGUAAAUUUGCUAGACAGAAAUUGUAAAUUUUGCUUGACUGAUUUCUGGUAAAUCUUGACAAUCUGGUUUGGAGUAAAGACUAACAUUGUCACACAACCUCUGGAUCACAACAUUCCCUUCAAAUAGGGAUGUGGCUUGACUGUAGCAAUCAGCAAUCCUUACCCACUGCACAAGAACUUCGAAAUGCAAUACAACAGUUCUGCAGAUUGGUGAUGAAAGGAAUCAAUUGUUGUAAGGUGAAUGAUUUGAGUUUUAUGGGAUUAAAUUUACUUAUUAAAAUCAUAAUUAUUUGUUUGCAUUUCAGUGAUACUGCAAAGCAUUUCUGUGUUUUGUUUGAACAAUUUAGAAGCUUGCAUAAAAUGGUAUUGACUUUUUUUUUCCCCUUUGAUAUAUGCAAUAAUGUCAAUAAGCAAUAAAUUGCAUGUUGUAUGCAAGGUAUUGGUACUUCAUAAUAAAGGAAAGGAAGACAGAA